UUCGUGAGUGUUGGUAGUUCACGUAAUCCUGUACACUCAUCAUUUUCCUAUUAUUAUUCCUCUGUUAUUUUUAUUAUGCAAGUCGGCAUCGUUAAUUAUACCUUUUCGUACCAUUAACAAAGACAAAAAUUGAAUUUUCCGCCUCUACAAAAAUGUUUUGAUACCGCCAUAAAGAUAAGGCUCUGUUUAUCCAUGGGAGUGGCGGAGCCUCUGAAUUAGGCAUCUUCAGAUUUACCUUGCUCGUUAUCCCUUGUGGCAAGGUUUUGAUUGCUUUGGACCUUUGGUGGCAUCGUUAUUUGUUCCCAGAAUAAGCAAAGAGAAUGGUUUAUUUAUGGAUUCUAUUUACAGGGUUUUCCGAAAGGAAACAUUGAAUUGGUUGGUUUAGAAAAUGCCAUCUGGGCUGCUUUCAAAUCUGAAUACUGCUUUUGGUUUUGGUUUUCAAAGGGCUUUGAGAUUAAAAAGAAUCUCAAUCCCCCCAUUUAAUAGAAUAGCCAUGGCAGCUUCUGGUACCGUAGCUGCCUCAGGAGAUCUUAUUCUCGAUACUUUAGUCUCAGGUUGUGGGAAUGUCUCAGGUUUUGCAAAGCCUAGAGGUGUCUAUUUCAGUGAUAGGAGCGGUAGGAAUUGCCGGAAGGCUAGUGUGAGAAUGAGAAACGGAGGAACUAAUGGCCAUACGGGAGUCCAAUUAAAUUUUAUGUUCGAUCUCACGGAAAGGUCGUGCUUUUCUAAUCCACCUCUUGCAACAUGGUCAAAUGAUUUCCGUACAUUCUCAUCUUCGUAUUAUUCUGAUGGGCCUAUGCCUGAUUUGUCGACUGAUGGAUCUUCGUGCACUGAUGAGCUUAUAAGUCUGGCAAUUUCAGAGGAGAGGGCUUCUGGUGACCGGGUUCUAAAGCUACUUUCCGGAGCAUGUUACCUGCCUCAUCCAGCUAAAGAAGAAACUGGUGGGGAAGAUGCUCAUUUUAUUUGUGUGGAUGAGCAAGUAAUUGGUGUCGCUGAUGGAGUUGGUGGUUGGGCAGAUGUUGGUAUUAAUGCUGGAGAAUAUGCUCGUGAACUCAUGUCCAAUUCUGUGCAAGCAAUUCAAGAUGAAGCUAAUGGUGAUAUAGACCCAUUACGGGUGUUGGAAAAAGCGCAUGCAAAGACUAAAGCCAUGGGUUCCUCAACAGCCUGCAUUAUUGCCCUUAAAAAUCAGGGUCUAAAUGCUAUCAAUCUUGGAGACAGUGGAUUCAUUGUGGUCAGAGAUGGGCAAACGUUCUUUGAAUCACCUGCGCAACAACAUAGUUUCAAUUUCACGUAUCAACUUGAAAAUGACCCUAGGGGUGAUCUACCUAGCUCUGGACAGGUGUUUACAAUUACUGUUGCACCAGGAGAUGUGGUGGUUGCAGGAACUGAUGGCUUGUUUGAUAACUUGUAUAAUAACGAGAUAGCAGCUGUUGUGGCAGAUGCAACCAAAUAUGGCCUUAGCCCAGAUGCUACAGCACAGAAGAUUGCAGCUUUUGCACGCCUACGAGCGUUGGACAGGAAACAGCAAACUCCAUUCUCUACUGCAGCACAAGAAGCUGGAUAUUCUUAUUAUGGCGGUAAACUUGAUGACCUCACCGUUGUUGUCUCUUACGUCUCUGUUUAAAUUAGUGCACGACAAUGUUUAAAUUAAUGCACGACAAUUUUGCACAUAUGGAUAGUCUCUUUAUCUCAAUAUUCCAAUUUCAUUUAAUUUUGUCUCCCAAUACACGUUUUAUGAGUUCCUAUAAAGUACAGUAUCCAUUUGUUUA
Olea europaea var. sylvestris is the source of this 1766-nucleotide messenger RNA. RefSeq names its product probable protein phosphatase 2C 55. The record is from RefSeq and is a predicted model, not a curated record. Bases 389 to 1621 code for a protein of 410 amino acids. The transcript has 5 exons. Lineage: Eukaryota; Viridiplantae; Streptophyta; Magnoliopsida; Lamiales; Oleaceae.